AUGCAUAAGAGGUGGAUAAGAAGUAUAUCUAGCUCAAAGAAGAAGACAAAGAAGAAGACAUGUAAUGAAUUUGAAGAAUUUUGGAAGAAUUCAUACACGCAAUAUAUCCAUGGAAUCCCAACGGUCUUCUACAAAUCUGAAUUGUCAAAAAAACAGAGACAUGAUAGGCUAGAUCCGGUACUUCUUUACGAUGACUCCACUUACAACCCAGCAACCAAAGUAAGGUUUGUGUGCACUUCUGACACACACAACCUAACUGAAAGAUUCACAAAGCCAGUGCCGUAUGGGGACGUGCUUUUACAUGCCGGAGAUUUCACUCAGGAAGGAGAAAUGUGUCAGGUUGAGCAAUUCUCAGAAUGGUUGGAGUCUCUCCCUCAUCGUAUUAAAAUUGUUAUUGCAGGUAAUCACGACUUAACACUUGAUGCAGGAAGAUUCCCACAGAAUCAUAUUAGAGAUGCUUUCAUAGGUCGCUUACAGCGGAGCUGUAUCUAUCUUGAAGACAGUACCGCGAUUAUCAACGGAAUCAAAAUAUAUGGCACUCCAUGGAUUCCUGAGUAUAACGGCAAGUGGGGCUUUGAGUUGAAAAGGGAAGACGAGUGUUCUGCAAAGUGGAGAGAGAUACCCUCUGAUACUGAUAUCUUACUGUCCCAUACCCCUCCUGUAGGACAUGGAGAUAGAUGUGCUGACAGUUCACGAGCUGGAUGUGUAAAUCUACUGCAACAGGUACAACUCCGGAUUAAGCCACAGUAUCAAGUCUUUGGGCAUGUCCAGGAAGACAGCGGAAUUACAACUGAUGGUCAAACAAUCUUCAUCAACGCUGCCAUGUGCAACGAAAAGAUGAAACCAGUUCUUGAUCCUGUCGUGUUUGAUAUGGACAAAAAGUCAGAGGAAAUGCUUCUGGUGUCUUCCACUUCUCAGUGGAAUGCACUAACAAAUGUCUAG
This is a messenger RNA of Bolinopsis microptera, 942 nucleotides long. Its product is annotated as UPF0046 protein C25E10.12-like. Lineage: Eukaryota; Metazoa; Ctenophora; Tentaculata; Lobata; Bolinopsidae. The transcript is spliced from 8 exons. The coding region runs from base 1 to 942 and encodes 313 amino acids. The record is from RefSeq and is a predicted model, not a curated record. Gene Ontology annotation, molecular function: hydrolase activity.